AACAUAUCACUUGCUUAUUUUAAUCAACGGGCGUGUAUUUAAUGGCCGUUGAUGCUAAUUAAUUUCACUUGCCGAUCGACGACACCAGGGUAUACAUCACCUAAAUUACAAGUGAAGUAUCACAGAGAACGGGACUUCAUUGGUUCCAGACGCUUUAUAAACAUGUAAACGUUUGAUGGACUUUGAUCAAUCGGAAUAGUUAUUGCAGUGUAAUUUUUGAAACGUUACAUAAUAAGUUAGGCACAGGCGUCAACCUGAUAAGUUCACUUUUCAUUUAAAAAACAUUAAAGAAUUUCAACUUGGAAAAAAUUUACAAGGACUUAUUUAAUUUUCAAGCAAUUUUACAAUUAAGGUAAUUUUCAAAUAAGGAGCUUGUGGGGCUUCACUUUCGAAAUAAGGCGAAAAACCGAAGAAGACAAGACGUUAUAUGAUUUCAAAUUAAUACGCCGAUCCUUCAAAUUACACAUUUAUUCGGUAAUAUUCCAUAGAAUAAACAGAAAUAAAAAUGAAAAUCCAAGUGUUCGGAUGCACAUUUUGUUUAGUGAUAGUUAUAAAUUGUAUGCUUUACGAGGCAAGGACUUUGUAUACGGUAAACCCAUAUGAUUAUACUCUGUCAAAAAGGGGUAACGUAGAGCGGCGGGGAUUCCUUAAGAGUUUUUGUGUCCGUAGAUGCCAAGUCGGUAGAGGAGGCAACCUGUGUCGAUGUAAUGGUUUUCAUUUCGCAGGGAAACGAAACGGAAUUAUGCCAGCAUAUGCGGAAAAUCAAAGACGAAUUGUUGAAGAUGACCCUGAACAAAUCGUAUAUAAAAUUUUGGAGGAGAAUGACAAAAUUUCACUAGAUCCAGAUAAAUAUAGUGUAAAAACCGGUAUGAUCCCUCAACAAGAGAUAUUGAGAGAAAUAGAAGAAAUAUUUCCAGAAGUGAUGACCGCCGAAUUAGGCAAAAGACCACCAAGAAACGACGACAUUGGGGAGAUUAUUGAAGAUUAUCUUCGAACAGACGAAAUGUAAAAUAAUCACUAACAGGAUUAUUUCUCGCUUUAAAAAAAACGUA
Molecule: messenger RNA, 1052 nt
Organism: Ruditapes philippinarum (Manila clam)
Lineage: Eukaryota; Metazoa; Mollusca; Bivalvia; Venerida; Veneridae
Exons: 2
Coding region: 506-1009 (167 amino acids)
Source: RefSeq, a predicted model, not a curated record